Molecule: messenger RNA, 603 nt
Organism: Lindgomyces ingoldianus
Lineage: Eukaryota; Fungi; Ascomycota; Dothideomycetes; Pleosporales; Lindgomycetaceae
Exons: 2
Coding region: 35-382 (115 amino acids)
Source: RefSeq, a predicted model, not a curated record
CUCUAAUCUAAUAUCCUGCUGUUCCGUUAUUUCUAUGCCACCUGCCCCCAGCCACCGCCCGUUUCGAGUGCCUGCUCAUUCAAUACCCUAUGUCUCUUCUCUUCGCUUUGCGAGUGUUAUUUUACCCUUCCUACACUGGACAGCUUUAGCUGCGGAAUACAAUUCUCGACGUGCAAGGCUGAAACCAAGAUCAGAAUCGCAAGGGGCGGCCUCAUUCAAAAGCCGCUGCAAGGCUUCUUCGUCAAGCUUUGCGUUAUAUUUCUCUGGUAGCAGAAAACCUAUAUUCAAAUGGGUAGAUCGCUACAGUAACCCUUCGGGUACGGCUAUUUCAGCACACUACGGCUAUCGGAUCAUGCUUAUCAGUGCUACGACGUUAAACUAAGAGGCUGAGGGUAAGCCUGAAGACACACUUUUGAAACCCACAUGCUGGCUUAAAGUUCGAAUUGUCAGAGGGCAGCUUAUCUCAUUGAGCUCCAGCAACUAUAUAGGGCAGCGGAAGGUAUAAGGCCUGCCUCUCGGUCUACCAUUUUACUCUUGGCCGUCGUAAAUACUUUGUGCCAUCAUGGAAAACAUGUACCCUGAAAUUCGCCAUUCUGGGCUAGG